AUAAAAGAUGAAUAGAUAUGCAAAGAUUGACAACUGAAGCAAACAAACUAUAAUAUAAGGAGAAAUACAGCCCCCGGAGAGAGACUGGACCAUCACCACCAUCACCACCACCAUCAUCACCACCUCCCGGGCUCAUCACCACCGCUAUGUCCAUGAUCAACACCGGGAAGCUUGCCGGCCGCACCCUCUUCAUCACCGGGGCCAGCAGAGGCAUCGGCAAGGCCAUCGCGCUGAGGGCCGCUGGUGAUGGGGCCAACAUUGUGGUUGCCGCCAAGACAGCCGACCCUCACCCCAAGCUGCCCGGGACCAUCUACACCGCUGCGAAGGAGAUUGAAGCCGCGGGAGGCCAAGCGCUACCCUGUGUAGUGGACGUGAGGGACGAGGGGUCAGUAAAGAGUGCUGUGGACAAUGCCGUCAAGCAGUUUGGUGGCAUUGAUAUUCUCGUCAACAAUGCCAGUGCGAUUUCCCUCACACGCACGCUGGAUACCCCCAUGAAGAAGUAUGACCUCAUGCACCAGAUCAACCUCCGUGGGACAUACCUGGUGUCCAAACUAUGUGUCCCCCACCUACUGAAGAGCCCCAACGCUCACAUCCUCAACAUCUCGCCGCCACUCAACAUGAAUCCACGCUGGUUUAAGGACCAUGUGGCAUACACCAUGGCCAAGUACGGCAUGUCCAUGUGCAUUCUGGGCAUGGCGGAGGAGUACAGGGAUGAUGGAAUAGCCUGCAAUGCACUCUGGCCAAGGACUGCCAUCAUUACGGCCGCCAUGGAGAUGCUGGGUGGGGACGAGGUGGACAAGCAGUGCCGGAAGCCGGAGAUCAUGGCCGACGCAGCCUACGCCAUCAUCACCAAGGACUCAAGGUCAUACACAGGGCACUUUGCCGUGGACGAUGAAGUCCUCAAGGCCGAGGGCAUCACCAACUUUGACCAGUAUGCCGUGGAUCCCAACUACCCACUGCUGCCUGACUUCUUCCUGGAUGAGUUUGACGCAGCGGCCGUGGAGCAGGCGCAGCAGCUGGGGGCCAAGCCGAAGUUCUUUGAAGGCAAGACCAUGGAGUCAGACAAACCCAAGGCAGCGGGAGGGCAGGUGGCGCAGGUGUUCACCCAGAUUGAAGGGUUCCUGAGUGCUGAUCUGGUGGACAAGACCAAGGCUGUGUAUGCCUUUGAGGUCACUGGUGAUGAGGCUGGCAAGUGGUUCAUUGACCUCAAGAAUGGCACUGGAGCCUGUGGGAAAGGGGAAUGCCCUGUCACCCCUGAUGCCACCUUCAUCAUGAACGGCAACAACUUCUUCAAGAUGUUCUCUGGCUCCUUGAAGCCGGCCACUGCCUUCAUGACGGGCAAGAUGAAGAUCUCUGGGGACAUGGGCAAGGCUCUUAAGCUGGAGCAGCUCAUGGGCAAGCUCAAGUCCAAGUUGUAAGCCUUUUUUGGAUGUCUUCAAAGUUUAUUGUAAGCUUCAGUAAUGUACUAAAGUUAAAUAAUGCAAGCUUUGAGUGGCAUGUUGACAAACAUUUAGGUCUUGAUCAAAUAGCUUCCAGUUUUGUGAAGUUUGACAUACACACUGAAUUUCAUCUGAGUUUACUGUGAACCAGUGCAAGCCAUGGAUUUUAAUGGGUCUGUGAGAUUCAGGUGUAUUAACUAAUGCUUUGGAACUGUGAGACGUACAAGAAUUUUUAUCAGCAUUACAUUUUGUUUAUCUCUGUGGGGGUUGUUUUUUUAGUCUUGUAAAUAUGUUUGUAUAGUGAAAUCAUUUGUAUACUCAGGCAGAGAAGCAAGACAUAUAAGUCUUUCGAGAUAUUAGAUAUACACGGCAGCACACAGUUAGGUCUUUCGAGUACUAAAUGAAAAACUUACACGACAGUAACAGGGAAAGAUAUUAAACUGUAGUGCCCUGGAUCUAUCAUUACCAUAAAGUAUCUAUGAUGCAGGAAAUAUUAUAGAUACUUUAAGGUAAUGAUAAAUCUUGGGCAUUAUAAAGGAACCAGAUAUGACUUGAAUGAAACUGUCCAUUCACUAUUUUUACUUAACUACAAAUGUGUUCUGUCAUGUGUAUGGUUGUUUUUUUUUAGUUUAUGAAUGCUUGCCAGCGGUGCAGCUUUGGCCGUUCGCUUGUUCAGGGUCUGUGUUCAUUGGCUCUCUGGGGUCUGAAGUAGAGUACCUAUGUGUUGGGAGAAUAGCGACAACUCCAAGAGAGGACGGCAUUUUUUUAACCAGCCCAGCGGUGCACAUUGACUCCUUGCCUGGCAUGUGUGCUGUCCUAUCUCUUCUGGUGCUGCUGAGAGUUGACGUAAACACUAACAAAGGCAAAAGAUAAAAGUAGGAGGUGAUGAAUGAGAAGUAGAAUGUUCACAGCUGAUGUUUAUAUUUAAGUGAUUCUUCUUUCUUGUGACCUGUUCUGCUUUGUAUCACUUCUUAGGUCCUCCUUGAUUCUUCUUCACACUUGUAUACUCCACCAUGUAUGCACCGAGUUCUGUUUUCCAUUCACAUUGCUUACACAGUCUUUGUUUUCUAUUUCCUUUCGUUUGAUUCCCUCAAUUUUGGACUAUUUUUGGUUUUCACAUUCCCUUUUUCAGCCUCUUAGUUGUUGAUUAUUAUUGGACUUUUUGUUAUUUCUUCUUUCCUUUUCCUUUGUUUCCUUCAUUUUUGUCCCCUUGGUCUUUUUGUAUUUUCCUUUUUCAGCCUCUUAUUUGUUGAUUAUUAUUGCACUUUUUGUUAUUUCUUCUUUCCUUUCCUUUGUUUCCUUCAUUUUUGUCCCCUUGGUCUUUUUGUAUUUCCUUUUUGCAGCCUCUCAUUUGUUGAUUAUUAUUGCACUUUUUGUUAUUUCUUCUUUCCUUUCCUUUGUUUCCCUCACUUUUGGCCCCUUGGUCUUUUGGCAUAUCUCUCUUCUGUCCUCUUAUUCAUUUUCUACUAUUGCACUUGCCUGUUUAUUUUCUUAUUUCUUUUCUAUCAUUGCACUCGGCUUGUUCUCUUUUGUUAUUUCUUCUUCAUUACGCAUCACACGAAAAUGGGAUCCGAUUGUAGAGUUGUCGCUGCUCUCUUAAAGUUUCAAGAGUUUAGAGGUGCUUGUUGGGUGGAGGCCUCGAGGGUGUUCGUGAGCGUAUGAGUGUGUUCCUGCAUUGGUUCUCCCCCGGUGCGGACUCCUUCAUCCUUCUCCUCUGUGAUGGAAUGCAGCGAGCGUUCACAAAGUCUGUCAUUUUAUCUCAGACACAACACGAAAAUGCAAUAUUUUGAUAAGAUAUCCUGAAUUGUUAUAUAUAUAUUCUUAAUUAAAGCGAUCAGAACUUCUUUA
Molecule: messenger RNA, 3287 nt
Organism: Eriocheir sinensis (Chinese mitten crab)
Lineage: Eukaryota; Metazoa; Arthropoda; Malacostraca; Decapoda; Varunidae
Gene: Hsdl2
Product: hydroxysteroid dehydrogenase-like protein 2
Exons: 7
Coding region: 147-1418 (423 amino acids)
Cellular component (GO): mitochondrion
Source: RefSeq, a predicted model, not a curated record